AUGGCGGACCUGCUGGCGGGCCAGUGGGUGCUGGUGACGGCUGUGAAGCCCGCCGAGCGCGAGCAGCUGGCAGCCACAGUGGAGCACUGCGGCGGGGUGCCGCUGUCCUCCUUCUCCUCCCGUGACCCGCCCCAUCUGGUCAUCACACGCAGCGUGCGGUCCCCCAAGUACCGCGCCCUGCUCCGCCUGCACCCCCACACCCCGGUGGUCACCCCAGAGUGGCUGGCCGCCAGCACGCAGGCAAGCUGGGGCAAGCUAGCGCCUCGCAGCCUCGCGGGUCGCCUGCUGCCCCUGGACUGCUACCGCGUGGGCCCCUUCCACGGCCUCACCGUCUGCCUGUCGGGCCUGAGCGCGGCCAGCAAGGCGGAGCUGGCGGCGGCGGUGGCGGCCGGCGGCGGCCAGCACUCGCCGGCGCUGGACAAGAAGUGCACCCACCUAGUGACCAACUCCACAGGAACCGCCAAGUACCUGUUUGCCGUGCAGAACGGUAUCCAGGUGGUGAGCACCAAGUGGGUGUACGACAGCGUAGCGGCGGGGUGGUGCCAGGACGAGGCGCCCUUUGCAGUCCAGGAGGCCUCGCCCGCGGCGGCGGCGGCGCGGGCGGGGCCCGCCGGCGCGGCCCUGCUGGUGCCGCCGCCGCCGGGCUUCCAGCCGACUGCUGCAGCGCCCGCAGCGGUGGCGGAUGACGCGGCCGGCGUGUCUGUGUCCGGCCUCAAGCCAGCCGCCAGCAUGGACGUUUCCGCGGUGGCUCCCUCCGCUUGCACCGCCGUUGGCGGCGGCGGCGGCGACGCCCCCGGCCCCACCCAGAAGCAGCAGCCGCGGCGGCGCAGCCGCUUGCUGCGCCGCGGCGCGGCCGCCGACGCCGCGGUAGCCGCCGCGGCGGCGGCGGCGGCGUCGGCGGCGGCGGCGUCGGCGGUGGCGUCGGCGGCAGCCGCGUGCGAGGAUCUUCCGGGGCGCCAGACGCGGGGCCGCAGCUCGCUGCUGGUGGCGCAGCUGGCGGAGCAGCUGGAGUGGGACGACGAGACGCCUCCCUUUCUGGAGGCGGUCAGGCUGCGCUUGCUGGGCUGCUCUCCCAGCGAGGAGCAGGAGGCGUUGGGCCUGGUGCGGCGCGGCGCCGCGCUGCGCUUUGCCGACUGGCGCGACGACCUGAACCACCUCGUGGUGGGCAGCCAGCUGGAGCCUGGUGAGGCGGCAGGGGCUCUGGACUUCCUGUCAAACCACCGCUCCUGCCUGGCGGUCGGCCUGGAGUGGCUGCGCCAGAGCGUGGCGGCGCAGCGCCGCCUGCGCCCCGACGCAUACCUGGUGCCUCUGUCCACGCUUUCGGAGCACAGGCGCCGGCCCGCGGCGCUGGAGGCUGCAGCGCGCGUGGAGCGCACCACUAGCAGCAGCAGCGCCGAUGCGGGGGAGCAGGGGCGCAGCCAGCCCGCCACAGCGCCGGCAGGCCCGCUGACGGGCUGCUACUUCACGAUGGCCGCGGUGCGGGGCAGCGAGGAGGCGGCGGCGGCGGUGGCGCUCAUCCGCCAGGCUGGCGGCCGCGUGUUCACAGAUACCACCAUGAAGCGGGUGCCGGACAAGUCCAAGGCCUACGCCAUCUGCCCUCCCAGCCUGCUGGCCAACGAGAUCACCCAGCUGCGCAGCGCCUGCCCCGACUUCAGGAUGGUGGAGGACCGCCACCGCUUCACGCUGUACUGGCUGGAGUGCAGCCUGGUGGCCGGGGAGCCUCUGGCGCCCAACCGCGGCGCGCCGCUGUACCAGCCGCUCCCCUUCCCGCUGCCCAUGCCCAGCAUGGCGGACGUAGUCGUCAGCACUUCUGGGUAUGAUGUGGCGGUGCGCGCCGCCAUUGCGCGCACGGUGGAGGUGCUGGGGGGACGCGUCACGCUGGACUGCAUGACCCGCCGCAACACGCACCUCAUCCUGCCGGAGGCAAAGGGCAGCAAGUUCGAGCACUGCACGGCGUUUGGGGUGGUGCCCGUCACCGCAGACUGGCUGGUGGACACAGUGCAGGUGGGGCGGCGGCAGGCGGAAGACAAGUACUUCCCGCGACCGCCCGCCGGCCAGCCGGCAGCGGCGCGGGCGGCGGCAGGCCCGGCUGCAGCAGCGGUACCGUCCCAGGUGGUCACGACGCAGCUGCUGGCAGGCAGGGGUGGAGCGGCGCCGGCGCCGGCGCUGCGCGCCUCGGCGCCUGCGGGCCCUGCGCUGCCCGCAGGGCUGUCUGCAGCAGAGCGGCCGCAGCUGGUGCUGCCGCCACCGCCCGCGCAGCAGCAGCAGCAGCAUGGGAUGGGUGGCAGGCGUCUCUCGCUGCGUGAGCGCAUGCGGGCGACGCAGGCGGCCACUGGUACUGCUGCCGCCACAGCUUCCGUGGCAGCGCCGGCGCCGGCGGCGGAGGGGCUCCUGGCGGGCGGCUGGCCGGCGCAGCACCCGCAGCAGCCCCAGCAGCCGCCAGGCGCCGGCAACGACGAGAAUGCGGCGCAGGGCAGCAACGGCGGGAGCGGCCCCGCAGCGGCGCCCGACGGUGACCUAAUUCAGCUGGGAGGGAAGCGGCAGGUGACGACGACCUUCCCGCAGCGGCAGCCGCAGGGGCUGCGGCGGCAGCCGUCUGCGCUGGAUGAGGCGAUGGCCAGCCUGGAUGAGGGGCUCAAGGCGCAGCAGGCGCAGCAGGCGCAGCAGGCACAGCAGCCGCAGCAACCGCAGCAGCCGCAGAGCGCCUCUCCGUUUGCCGCCCUGUUCGAGAGCGACCCAGAUGCAGCGCUGCCAGCCGCGGUAGAGGCGCCAUCACGGCCGCCAGUGGCUGCCCCGGCAAUGGAAGCACCACCAGCAGCACCAGCAGCAGCAGCAGCAGGAACACCGCAGGCCGAGCAGCCAGCUGCGCGCAGCGGCAGCCGGGCCCUGAGGUCCUCGUCGCGGCUGCGCCCCGCAGAGCGUGUGGAGGCCGCCGCAGAGGCCGCACCUGCAGCCCAGGCCCCGGCAGCGGCAGCACCAGCCAGUGCGCCGCAGCCUGAUGUCCCGGCGGCGGCAGCAGCUCAGGCGGCGGCCCUGGGCAGUGGCAGCGAGCAUCAGGACGACUUUGGGAGGGCGGUGGAGAGGCUGGGCAACAUGCUGGGAGGGCUGGCGCCUGAGGGACCCCCACGGGGCCUGAUGCUGGGCACUCAGAUGGACUGCCCGCUGGCCAUGCCGCCGCCCGCCGCCCGCGGACGGGCUGGUGGCGCCAGGCGCGGGGCCGCCGUCCCCGCGGAGAGCAGCAUGAGCACCGGCAGCGCGGGAGGCUCCCGCGGCGGCGCCCGCGCUGCCAAGCGCGCCCUCCCCGAAGACGGCGCCGCCGCCAGCGGCGGCAGCAGCGGCAGGGCGCAGCAGCUGCGGCGGUCGGGGCGGGGCCGGGGCGGCAGCGAGCCUCCAGACGCGGUCCCGCACCUCGACAUGUCGCAGCAGGUGGGGUAUGCUGAGGUGGAAGACAGCCACGCGCCCCGCAUCUCCACCCGCUCCGCCGCCCUCCCCGACAAGCACGCCCAGCUGCUCAAGCGCCAGCUGGUGGAGACGGCGGCGGCGGGGCGGCAGCUGCGCCGCGGCAGCGGAGGCGGCGGCGCGGGGCGGUCGGCCGACCCUCUGGCAGACCUCCUGUAG
Chlorella variabilis is the source of this 3618-nucleotide messenger RNA. RefSeq lists its product as hypothetical. The transcript is spliced from 13 exons. Gene Ontology annotation, biological process: mitotic DNA replication checkpoint signaling; mitotic G2 DNA damage checkpoint signaling; DNA replication initiation. The record is from RefSeq and is a predicted model, not a curated record. The coding region runs from base 1 to 3618 and encodes 1205 amino acids. NCBI's taxonomy places the organism in Eukaryota, Viridiplantae, Chlorophyta, Trebouxiophyceae, Chlorellales, Chlorellaceae.